CGCACACUAAGCGAAAGCCCGCACACCCGCAACUCACCUUGGGAUUUUACACCUCGAAUCGAGUUGGAAGACUUGCGACGACGACAACGACACCACCCCUUCGCACACUCCCCUUCUCGACACCCGGCAAAAGCCAUCCAUACCCACCAUGGCUUCUACCCAGAGUGUGCAAUGCUUCGGCAAGAAGAAGACGGCUACUGCCGUCGCCCACUGCAAGGCAGGCAAGGGCCUCAUCAAGGUUAACGGCCAGCCCCUCUCGCUCGUUCAGCCCGAGAUCCUCCGCUUCAAGGUCUACGAGCCUCUUCUGAUUGUCGGCCUCGACAAGUUCGCCGGUGUCGACAUCCGCGUCCGCGUUACCGGUGGUGGUCACGUCUCUCAGAUCUACGCCAUCCGCCAGGCCAUCGCCAAGUCCAUCGUCGCCUACUACCAGAAGUACGUUGACGAGCACUCCAAGAACCAGCUCAAGCAGGCUCUUGUACAGUACGACCGCACACUGCUCGUUGCCGACAACCGUCGGGCAGAGCCCAAGAAGUUCGGCGGUCCCGGUGCCCGUGCCCGCUACCAGAAAUCCUACCGUUAAACGGCU
Paecilomyces variotii is the source of this 586-nucleotide messenger RNA. Its product is annotated as ribosomal protein S9. Gene Ontology annotation, molecular function: RNA binding; structural constituent of ribosome. The record is from RefSeq and is a predicted model, not a curated record. The transcript is spliced from 4 exons. Gene Ontology annotation, cellular component: ribosome; cytosolic small ribosomal subunit. Lineage: Eukaryota; Fungi; Ascomycota; Eurotiomycetes; Eurotiales; Thermoascaceae. Bases 149 to 580 code for a protein of 143 amino acids. Gene Ontology annotation, biological process: translation; maturation of SSU-rRNA from tricistronic rRNA transcript (SSU-rRNA, 5.8S rRNA, LSU-rRNA).